UCCGACUUCCUCCGCAAUAUUAGACAGUUUACGAAAAUGGCUCUCCACGGGUUGACGUGUGGCAACGGCGAGUCCGUCGUCCUGCUGUUGGUGGUGCUAAUCGCUACUCUCAGCGCCAAUCUGGACGGCGUAAGCGGCAAUGCAGGCCUCGUGCACCGGCGAUUCGAGUACAAAUACUCCUUCAAACCACCGUAUCUGGCACAGAAGGAUGGCACGGUUCCGUUCUGGGAGUAUGGUGGCCAUGCCAUCGCCAGCUCGGAAAAUGUGCGCAUUGCACCGUCCCUGCGAAGCCAGAAGGGAGCUAUUUGGACGAAGCAAAAGACUAACUUUGACUGGUGGGAGGUGGAAAUAGUAUUCCGAGUAUCUGGCCGUGGCCGCGUUGGUGCCGACGGUUUGGCCUUCUGGUACACUGUCGACAAAGGAAGCUACGUCGGGGACGUGUUCGGUUCCUCGGACCGCUGGCAGGGUUUGGGAAUUUUCUUCGACUCAUUCGACAACGACAACAAGCACAACAACCCGUACAUUUCGGCCGUUUUGAACGACGGAACGCGACAAUUCGACCAUCAAAACGAUGGUGCGACACAGCUUCUAUCUGGUUGUUUGCGUGAUUUCCGUAACAAACCAUUCCCGACGAGGGCAAAGAUUGAGUACUACAACAACAUUCUUACCGUACUGUUCCACAACGGUAUGACAAACAACGACCAGAACUACGAAAUGUGCUUCCGGGCAGAGAAUGUGAUCCUACCGAAGACGGGCUACUUCGGACUAUCAGCAGCCACCGGUGGACUGGCAGACGAUCACGACGUAUUCCACUUCCUGACCACCUCGCUGCAUAUCCCCGGUCAGUUCAAGGAAGAGCCGGCACCGGGUGAGGACUCGGCCAAGCUAACGCAAGAGUACCAGGACUACCAGAAGAAGUUGGAGCUUCAGAAGGAAGAGUACCGUAAGGAGCAUCCGGACGAGCAGAAGGACGAUCUGGACAGUCUGUUCGAGGACUUUAACGAGCGCGAACUGCGCCAGAUUUGGGAAGCCCAAACCAACACCUUCGAGCAACUGCGAGUGUUGGGCAGCAAGCUGGACGAGGUGAUCGGUCGUCAGGAACGAACGCUUGGUUUGCUGUCCGUAUCGGCUCAGGGUGGCGCCGGUGUGCCUCCUCCGCAGGUUGGCGGAGGUGCUGUUUCCGGUAGCUCCAUCAUGAGACACGAGGUCGAUGCGUUGCUACAAAAUCAGAACGUAAUGGUUCAGACGGUACGGGAAAUCCGUUCCAUUAUCGGUGAGGUGCACGCGCGGACGGACUCUAUUCUCACCAAUCAGGCGCGGGCUCCCACGGCUCAAGUGCAGGCCGGUGGCUACGAUGUGCAAGCGUUGAUGAACGAAAUGCGUGACGGUAUGAACCAGGUCCGGCAAGGCGUGGCAGGAGUGGCACAAAAGCUACAUUCGCAACCACAGGCGCAAGGCAUGACAGGAUGCCCUACACAGAGCUGCCUCAGUUUAACGGCAUUCCUGGUGGUUAUUGCGGUGCAGCUUUUGGUGAUGCUAGGUUACAGUAUGUACAAAGAUAGUCGAGAGGCUCAGGCGAAGAAGUUUUACUAGAUAGCCCAAAACCGACGAUUCGGCUGCUCGUCGAUCGCUGCGGCAAGGGUGCAGCAUUUUGAGCUGAUAGUAAAGAUCAACCCUCAAUCAGCCAAAAAGGCACACAAAACACUCUUUAUCGCAUCAUCAAUCUUCCACUCGAAACAGUCGUGUUUUUAAUGUUUGGCAUUACUUAUCAUUUUCUUCUUCGUUUCAUGCUUAGUAUGAAGUUCUUUCAAGCAUGGAGGAGAAACGCAAAAUAUGUAACAAAACCGUGAGCAAACGAAAGCAGCAAGUCGAUAGGAACUAUCAGUUCAUCGCAUCCUUUAUCCGGACACGACACGACGUGAACAGUUCAGGGAGUCAAAGCACUUUAGUUAGCGCGUCCUUUUUUGUUGUUGUUGUUAUAUACAACCAAUUUUAAUGUUGGUUUCAAAAGUACUGAGACGUAAAAGAAGGUAAUAUAUAUUUUCCACCUGUGUGCAUUUCUUUAUCGCUUCCAACAUGAAGUAUUGCUAAAGUUAACAUAAAUAUUAUGGAACCAUAGUCAGAAAAGAAACACAAUAAACAAAGCAAAACAAAUAGACCGUUCCGCCAGUCCAUGCCGAAGAUCUUGUGGAAACUAGUAUAGCAAAAAUGAAAGGGUGUAGCUAAUUUGUUUAGAAAUUUCGUACCGUUUGAUUUACUUAAAACAAAUACUUUCCGUAUGAAUAAGAGCAUACUUAACGGCCCAAUAUUAUUGUUGUAGCUGUAUGUACGAUUAGUGUUUGAAGCAAAAAAAAUUACAGCAUCUUAAGCAUCGACCUUCAAUGCGAGGUUUUGUUAGGGGACGAGCAAUUCGAUACACUGCUCGAAAG
Messenger RNA from Anopheles coustani, 2429 nucleotides. RefSeq names its product protein ERGIC-53 (gene ergic53). Lineage: Eukaryota; Metazoa; Arthropoda; Insecta; Diptera; Culicidae. The record is from RefSeq and is a predicted model, not a curated record. The coding region runs from base 37 to 1593 and encodes 518 amino acids. The transcript is spliced from 6 exons. Gene Ontology annotation, molecular function: D-mannose binding. Gene Ontology annotation, biological process: endoplasmic reticulum organization; Golgi organization; endoplasmic reticulum to Golgi vesicle-mediated transport. Gene Ontology annotation, cellular component: Golgi membrane; endoplasmic reticulum-Golgi intermediate compartment; endoplasmic reticulum membrane.